Messenger RNA from Schistosoma guineensis, 1311 nucleotides. Lineage: Eukaryota; Metazoa; Platyhelminthes; Trematoda; Strigeidida; Schistosomatidae. The record is from the annotation of a GenBank genome assembly.
AUGCCAUCAAAUAAUAAAAGUUCACUCCGUCAAACCAAUAGAAAUUUACGAGCAGAAAUUGAUGUACUUAAAGCACAAAUUGUCCAAAUGAAAAAUGACUUAUCUCAGUCUCAUACUAUUCGUCCUAAAAUUGAUCAAAUGAGUAAUGAAGUUGUCGACUCUAAUCCAUAUAGUCGUCUUAUGGCACUUCAACGUAUGGGAGUUGUUACAAAUUAUGCUCUAAUUCGAGAAAAGACUGUUGUUAUAGUGGGUAUUGGGGGUGUUGGCUCAGUUACUGCUGAAAUGCUUGUUCGAUGUGGAAUCGGUCGUCUGAUUUUAUUUGAUUAUGAUAAAGUGGAGUUGGCCAAUAUGAAUCGAUUAUUUUUUCAGCCUCAUCAAUCUGGUUUGAGUAAAGUUGCAGCUGCAGCAUCUACUCUAAGUUUUAUCAAUCCAGAUGUACAAAUUGAAGCACAUAACUAUAAUAUAACUUUAGUAGAGAAUUUUGACCAUUUUCUUAAUCGUUUAGAACAUGGUGGUUUAAAAGAUGAUAAUCCUGUUGAUCUUGUAUUAAGUUGUGUUGACAAUUUUGAAGCUCGUAUGACAAUCAAUAAAGCGUGCAAUCUUCUUGGUCAAGUUUGGUAUGAGUCUGGUGUCAGUGAAGACGCUGUUAGCUGUCAUAUUCAACUUAUGUAUCCUGGUCGAACACCAUGUUUUGAAUGCCUGCCACCACUAAUUGUGGCCAGCGGAUUGGAUGAGAAAACUCUUAAACGAGAAGGAGUAUGCGCAGCAUCACUUCCUACUACGAUGGCUCUUGUUUCUUCAUUAUUAGUUCAGAAUACUUUGAAAUAUCUGCUAAAAUUCGGCGAAGUUUCUAGUUACUUAGGUUAUGGAGCGGCUAAAGACUCGUUUUAUCGUGUUGAAUUGAAAGCAAAUCCAGAUUGUGCUGAUUCAUGGUGUAAUCUGCGUCAAAUUCAAUGGCGUAAUCACUUACAACAAUUAAAUCUUCCAAUUGAUUCUCCUUGGGAUAUUGAAGAACGUUUGGAAGCCCAACAAAUUAAACAUGAAAAACUUAAAGAAGCAUUAUCCAAGUCGAAACAUGAAGAAAAUGAUUUUGGCAUUGAAUUAGAAUCAGAAUCAUCGAGUUUUACAGAAUCCACUUGUAAUAUAAAACAUGAUUUAUCCAAUUCAAAUUCUGAAAUAGUUGGUGUAAAAACAUUGUAUACAGUGGAUAACAAAAAAAUUGAUUCAAACUCUCAAGAGACAUCUGAUUCUUUUAUUUCACAGACAAACGAUAGCCUUGAAUCACUCAUGGCUAAAAUGAAAAAUUUGUAA